AUGCUACUGCUUCUCGCCGCAUUCCUCCUGGCGGCGCAGCCAUCCAGUGCAAGUCGCGAAUCAGCUUGGCGCAACUUGAACCGCGCUACUUGGCGGAACGGCGGCGAGAAUGCUCACUUCUCGGCGACCUCCCGCAGAAACUCCGGAAAUUUUGCAACGCCAGCUGCCGACGGCUCCGCGGUAUACAUUGUUCGCCUGAGCACGGCGCCUCCCCUCACCGAAUAUCGCGGCGGAAUUGCGGGCUACCCCGCGACGGCCACGUGGGACGACGGCAGCGACGAAGAGGACAGUGAGGAAGUGCCGCAGAUGAUUCUCCCCGCCGGAGAUUCCGCCGCCGCCGCAGGCGGCGAGUCCGUCGAUCUGGACGACACCGACGGCGACCAGCAGCUCUCAAACGCGACGGUGCCAUCAUCACCGCCCGCAAACGGCACAUCUGAUGCCGCCGCCACUCCGAGCGCUCGCGGCGGUCGCAGCGGUAACGGUAACGGCGGUCGGAAUGGCGGCGGCGGGUGUCCGCGGCACCGGCUGAGUCUGAGCAUGGACCGCCCCCAGGUGGCGGCGUUCGCGGGGCUGCUGCAGCGGCAGCAGGCGCAGGUGGCAUCUGAGGCAGGCGUACCCGAGGAUGGGCUGCUCUACAGCUACAAGCACACGUCCAACGGCUUCGCCGCGCGCCUCACGCCGCGCCAGCUGUGGCGGCUGCGGCGCAACCCCGCCGUGGCGUCCGUCCGCGCCAGCCGCGUGUUCAGCCGGCAGACGACCGACUCUCCGCAGUUCCUGGGGCUGCCCGGAAAGGUGUGGCCGGCAGUUGGCGGGCAGAGCAAGGCGGGCGAGGGCACGGUGGUGGGGAUCGUGGACACGGGUAUCUGGCCCGAACACCCUUCCUUCAGCGAUAAGGGCCUCUCCGCGCAGCUGCCCGCGGGGUGGAAGGGCAAGUGCGAGCAGUCGAGCUCGUUCCGGUGCAACAACAAGUUGAUCGGCGCCAAGGCCUUCUAUGCCGGCUUCCAGCAGAGCUACGGCCGGCCCGUGCUGAGCAACGACUGGCUCACGCCGCGAGAUGCGGACGGCCAUGGCACGUGGUGCGCGGGGGCGGCCGCGGGCAACCCCGUGAAUGUGAAGGGCGGCGGGCAGGUGAGCGGCAUGGCGCCGGCAGCGCGCAUUGCGGCGUACAAGGUCUUCUGGAAGGACGGCAACGGGGCAAUGACCGCGAUGGAGUCAGAUAUCAUCGCAGCCGUCAAUCAGGGCGUGGCGGACGGUGUGGAUGUGUUGUCGCUGUCUCUGGGCAGCAAGAUUCCCGAUCCCAACGACCACUAUUUCAACGAUCUCGCUUUCAUGCGCGCCAAUGCUGCCGGGGUGUUUGUCACCUUUGCUGCCGGCAACAGCGGGCCUCCCGGGAGUAUUGGUGGAGGGUACUACCGCACGUUGGACAACUUCGCGCCUUUCUACCUCACUGUUGGCGCCAGCACCAUUGCCCGAGGCGGCGCGUCCCUCGCCUCCUCAACUGCCGGCGCUCAGUCGCUCGCUCUCGGCGCCACCACCAGCAGCAACGGCACUGACAGCACGGGCGGCAGCAGCAGCACCGUUCUGACUGCUGACGGCGGGAUCACGUUCAUUACUGCCUCCUCCUCCGCCCCCGUGGUGGCUGACUUCUCUUCCCGCGGCCCCCUGCUGCAGCCCUCCGCCACGGCCCAGCCGCCCAAGGCAAGCAACGCCAUCUUAAAGCCCGACAUCAUCGGCCCCGGAGUGAACCUCUUAGCUGCCUUUCCUGGCAAGAAACCCGGUGAAACCGGCAGUCUUGCCAGCAUGUCGGGCACUUCCAUGGCCACCCCGCAUUUAGCCGGGCUAGCCGCUUUAAUCAUCCAGAAGUACCCCAACUGGACCCCAGCGCAGGUGAUGUCAGCGCUGAUGACGACGGUGCGGGUGACGGACACGAGCAAGAGCCCGAUCAAGAGUUCGACGGGCAGGGAGGCCACCCCGUGGGAGAUGGGCGCAGGCCACGUGUUCCCCCCGGCCAUGCUCGACCCCGGGCUUACCUACGAUGUCCGCGACCGUGACUACCAGAAUUUCCUUGCCGGGCAGGACCUCAACCGCGCGACAAGGGAGUUCUGGGGGGUGAAGCUCUCUCCUCUGGCUGUUCGCAACCUCAACCUGCCCACCAUCACUCUGCCUCGCCUGCAGGGAUCCCUGCAGGUCACCCGCACCGUCACCAACGUGGGGCAGUCCCGGUCCACAUACAGCAUAUCUGGGAAGGCGCCGCAGGGGGUGAAGGUGACUUCGUCGGCUAAGAGCCUCACGCUUGCUCCUGGGGAGAAGGCGAGCUACACGCUGACGUUUACGGUGGAUACCCCCAGUAAUGACUUCAAGUACGGGUUUAUAGUCUGGGCUGACAACCAGGGCCACAGCCCAGCUGUCGCCGGUAAUCGCCUGCUGAUCGUCCCACCCAGCUGCCCCCAUCGGCGCCCACCACCUGCUGCAACGCUGCCAGCACGUGCUGUUUCAGAUGCCCGUCCACUGCCGGACCCUCUGCUCCGUACGGGAGAGAUGACUCGUCCGUCAUUAUGUCCAGCAGCUGGGGAGGUCAUGGGAAGGGAAGAAUAG
Molecule: messenger RNA, 2595 nt
Organism: Closterium sp. NIES-65
Lineage: Eukaryota; Viridiplantae; Streptophyta; Zygnematophyceae; Desmidiales; Closteriaceae
Source: the annotation of a GenBank genome assembly